AUGGAUGGCCACACCACCGACCUUGUCUCUAGUCGUCUACAUGGCCGUCACGGUGUUCUUCGCGAUCAGCACAAGACAGUAAUCCUCACUACACACAACCACAAGAUCAUGGCACUUGCCAAUAACAUGAUUGUCCUCGAAGCCAGGCAUAUUAUUGAGACCGACAGCCCCACUACUCUACUUAAAGGCGACGGUUACAUCAGCAAGCUUGGAUUCGAGGCCAAUUAUGAUGAGGCCGAACAGACCUCUCGAACUCCGGAUUCGUUGCUUGCUGUCGAAUCAACUUGGGCGUCCAAGGACAGGGAAGGGGAAUCGACGACAGCACUCACCGAUCUGAGACGCAAAAAUGGAUGCCUGUCCGUCUACAAAUAUUGCAUUGCUAAUGCCGGCUACAGUUCUGUCACCUUGCACGUCGUCUUUAUUAUACUAUGGGUGUUCUCUACAGAGUUUUCACCUGUUGUUGUGAAGUGGUGGUCUGAAGCGAACGCCAUAAAGCCAAAUCAGGACAUGAGGAUGUGGCUUGGUGUUUACGCCAUUCUAGGCGUGCUUGGGACUCUAGGAGCUACUGCUGCUGCGUGGUUUGCGUUAGUUUCUAUUAUAUCGUACACGGGAAUCCAUCUUCACUCCGAUCCGUUACAGCAGCCGAGUUACCUGCAAAGUUGCAUUCAACACUGGCUCAACUUCAUGCUUGAUCUCUUGGUAACCGUGCUCGCCAUCGUUGUAGUCGGCACUACUGUUACUUGGCAUGACAGAUCCAGCGCCGGCAGCGUAGCGCAGACAUCAGUCUUGUCAUGGUCAUCAAUUUCAGCUAAACGCUAA
Molecule: messenger RNA, 819 nt
Organism: Daldinia decipiens
Lineage: Eukaryota; Fungi; Ascomycota; Sordariomycetes; Xylariales; Hypoxylaceae
Exons: 4
Coding region: 1-819 (272 amino acids)
Biological process (GO): transmembrane transport
Cellular component (GO): membrane
Molecular function (GO): ATPase-coupled transmembrane transporter activity
Source: RefSeq, a predicted model, not a curated record